ACAGCUUUGGAAAGCACCAGGUGAAGUACUACGUGGGAUACGGCUAACUUGCCUGAGGAGAAGCUGUCUUAUGUACCAUAUGCCACUAUGGCUUUAUACUAUCCAAACAUGAUGCAGACCUCCCCUUAUACCUACCUUCCCUUUGGACCAAAUCGUGUGCUUGAAACACAACCCACCGGCAUGUUAUCCCAUGUUCAGAUGCAGAACUUCUACAGCAGGCCUCUCGGUGUAAUCAUGGACCGUAACAAUGCUUACAGUGAUAAUUCUGCAAACCAAAUGGAGUACCAUCACAUCUAUGGUGCCAAUCCUUACCUCCACCCUUACCCUUACUGGCACUUCCCACAGAUGAGCCCUCUUUCUCUGUACAACCCCUAUGCAAACUAUCGUCCUUGUGCAGCUUACCAGAGACCUGGCUGGGAUUUAUGGCCUGAGGGAUUCACCCUGAGAGGGGAGCUCCGUUGGGGUAGGCUUGAGAGAGUUACAGGACCCAGGAGAGACGUACCUGAAUUUGUGAAAGAUGACCUCCGAAGAGUGUAUGGCACUUAUCCAAGGACUGAUGUUUCCAUAACCUACCACAAUGGGGAAUUUGUUGUGAAAGGGGACCCUAGAAUAGGAGAACAAGAAUACAGGAUAGAGAAGAGACUCAUCAGAAAGGAAACCACCCCAACUGCUAGUGAAGCUGAAGACAGCAGCGAAGACCGGGGCAAGAAGAAAAAGAAAUCCAAGAGAUGACUUUAAAAAGGAAUGCUGACUGAAC
Molecule: messenger RNA, 757 nt
Organism: Euleptes europaea (tarantolino)
Lineage: Eukaryota; Metazoa; Chordata; Lepidosauria; Squamata; Sphaerodactylidae
Gene: C5H10orf95
Product: chromosome 5 C10orf95 homolog
Exons: 1
Coding region: 88-732 (214 amino acids)
Source: RefSeq, a predicted model, not a curated record